This is a messenger RNA of Electrophorus electricus (electric eel), 2236 nucleotides long. RefSeq names its product ADP-ribosylation factor-like 6 interacting protein 5b (gene arl6ip5b). The record is from RefSeq and is a predicted model, not a curated record. NCBI's taxonomy places the organism in Eukaryota, Metazoa, Chordata, Actinopteri, Gymnotiformes, Gymnotidae. Gene Ontology annotation, biological process: negative regulation of transport. Gene Ontology annotation, cellular component: membrane.
UUCACUUGGGCAGUAAGGACCAACCGAGCCGGUCCCGGAACAUCGACGACUCGAUGGAUGCAAUGGAAGUCGCACCGUUUAGACCAUGGGAAGACUUUUUCCCUGGAGCUGAUCGCUUCGCCAAACCAGAUAUGUCAGACUUAGCUAAAUGGAAUAACAGAGUAAUAAGCAAUUUGCUGUACUUUCAGACAAAUUAUUUUACGGUGGCUGUUGUGCUCUUCCUGAUUGUCGGGUUUAUGAACCCAGUGGGAAUGUUGCUUGGUGGCACAGUGGUCACCGUGGUCUUUAUGGGCUUAGUGUGGGCUGGAGAGAACAAAGCUGUGGUCAAGAACUUCAAGAAGAAGAACCCUGCUCUCUUUCUUAUUGUUGUCAUGGCAACCAGCUACUUCCUGCUCUCUCUCUGUGGAGGGGUGAUGGUGUUUAUCUUUGGCAUCACAUUCCCUUUGCUCUUGAUCCUGAUACAUGCCUCUCUGCGACUACGUAGCAUGAAGAACAAGUUGGAGAAUAAGAUUGAGGGUGCAGGGCUGAAGAGGACACCUAUGGGAGUAAUCUUAGAUCUGCUAGACCAGCAAGAGGAGAAGAUCAACAAGAUCCAGGAUUUCAUUGAGAGCAAGCUUAAGGAAUGAGCCUGGUGAUUAUCAGUAUGCACAAAGUCCUAAUUAGGAUUAUGUUCAUUCCUCCCCUCCCAGUUAUAACCAAUAUAUUGUGUGACAAAGGGUCCUGUAACAAAACAAGAAAGUAAUGUCUUCCAAAGGUUCUUUGGUUUUUCCCAACUAUGUUACAGUAGUCGUUUAAAUUCUGCGUGUUAUUGAUUCCUACUUUAAACCACAUAAGUUGUAUGUACGACGUAAGAACUCUUUGGAAUACUUUUUUGUUUUCUUUUGGAUUUUUUAUUGCUACCUUUAAUAAGUUGUCAUCUUACAUAUGGCAAUCUGUCUCCUAUUUUAGCAUGCUGAGCUUUCUUGCAAAAGCUACUGUGCAAUGCUGUUACCUUCCCUUAUAUAUGCACCUUUGAUAUAACAUUUUUGCACAUAAGAUGGGUUUUUGACUGUAAAUCAAUAUUGUUAGAACAGUUAUAGUAAACAGUCCAGUAUAGAAUGUGUUUUGAUAAGAUGGGCAUAGCAUUUUGAAUCUUACAAAGGCCUAAAAAUAUGGCUUCAGUAUGAAGGAAAGCACUUCAGAAUGUUGCAUUUUUGUUGGUAUUCUGGUAUCUUUUCUAGGGCAUAGUAAAUGUGUACUGUUUUCCUCUGUGAGUAUAGCAUUCUGCAGGGUCACAGUGAUGCACAUUUUACAGUGCUUGUUAGAAAUUUACUGAAAAUGUCAUGGUAGAAUUUGUCUAUAGUUAUCUGAGUCACUUUGAUGAAGAGCAAAAAUGCUACCUCAAAUUAAACCAUUGUCAUAACUCCUACCCUAAUGCAGGACUCCAAUAAAGAAAAUGCAAGCUAUGUCUGCAUAUGAUUUGAUGCAUACCCCUAGGAUGCUGGUGUAUUUACUGGCAUAAGUUUGUACUAUAAAUCCUUCUUGACAUAUCACAGUAAUUUACACUAUACGUAUAUGCAGCUAAUUAGUGAGGUGUUGGGCUCAUUUUUAUAAAAGAUGCAAAGCAUCACAUCCUAACUAUUAGAAAAAGUUAGAAGUGCUUCUCGCUUUAAUAUUUUAGGAUGCUGUUUGUGCAGUGACAGGGGAAAUUCAUCCCUGUGACAGCUAUGCAAUGCAGACAAACAUAGAGAUGGACUUUGUCCAUUCAUGUCUAUAUGUUACAUUUCUCCAACACAUACAAAUUCACACACAUGCAUAAAGGAAGGUAUGUGUAUGUUUUAUCAUUGUUUAUUGACACUUGCUGGCAAUUUCUCAAACCAUUUUUGAAUCAAAAAUAUAUAAAGUUAAUUAUAUUUAUUGUUUUAAAGGCGACAUGCAUCUAAAUUGUUUAAAACUGCUUUAUAGCUUUGCCAGACUUAUUUUUCACUGAUGUUUACAGGAAGGAUAACUUGACUGGUAUGUAAUCAGUAGAUUAGAGAAGACUCAUGCUAUGUCUGUAUAAGAUUUUAUGCACACACACAUCUCAUGCUAUAGAUAGUACCAUAACUAAACAUGUCUAAACUGUUUUCUUAUGUUUGGAGUUACGGGAUUUUGAUCUUAUGUAACGAUACAUAUUCCAAGUUAAAGCAUCCUAUAAUGAGAAAUGAAUAGUAUGGAUCGUUUGAAUGUUGUAAAAUAAACAAUGCAUACAAAAUAA